Molecule: messenger RNA, 528 nt
Organism: Myxozyma melibiosi
Lineage: Eukaryota; Fungi; Ascomycota; Lipomycetes; Lipomycetales; Lipomycetaceae
Exons: 1
Coding region: 1-528 (175 amino acids)
Source: RefSeq, a predicted model, not a curated record
AUGCGUUUCAUUCUCUUCUUUGCCCUCUUCGCCUUCGCCUUCAUGGCCUCCGCUCAGAUCCUCUCUGACGCGACCUCCGCCCUCGGCGGCGCCACCUCCGCAGUAGGCAGCGCCGUCGCCUCCGUCACCGGCGACUCCUCUUCCUCCGCCAGCGCCUCCGCUGACGACUCAGAGUCCUCCUCUGCCGCUGAGUCCGAGUCCGGCUCGUCCUCCGCCGCCGCCGAAUCUGGCUCGUCCUCUGCUGUCUCUUCUGCCGCCGAAUCUGGCUCGUCCUCUGCCGCCGGUGCCUCCGAGUCCGGCUCCUCGUCCUCGGCCGCAGAGUCCGGCAGCGGCAGCGGCAGCGCCAGCUCCACCCUCGCGACCUCGACCACCGGCGGCGGAUCGUCCGCCUCGUCGUCGUCGUCGUCCUCUUCGUCUUCCUCGUCGUCGUCGUCGGCCGCCAACGCGCUCUCCGGAAAAUCGGCGCUCAACGGCUACCUCGCCCUCGUCGGCACGCUUGUCGCCGUCAUGGUCGGAUACGAGUUGUAA